Amblyraja radiata (thorny skate) is the source of this 2314-nucleotide messenger RNA. RefSeq names its product protein FAM110C. The record is from RefSeq and is a predicted model, not a curated record. Bases 392 to 1708 code for a protein of 438 amino acids. The transcript has 3 exons. NCBI's taxonomy places the organism in Eukaryota, Metazoa, Chordata, Chondrichthyes, Rajiformes, Rajidae.
UUAGGUAACAUCAAGUCUCGUCCCAUGCCUGUUGCAUUACACAAUUUGCUUGCUCCCAGAUGAUGUCAUUGAGCCCCGGAGCUGAGCCCUGAUUUGCUGUGUUUCUUUGCAAGGGAGGCGGCCCCUCGGCAAGGUGUAUCUUGUGAAAGGGAGCGCCGGCUUUAGCAGGAGUCGAUAGCUAGUGACAGCACCACCUGCGGUGUGUAACUGCCCUGGACUGUGAACUCGAGGCUUAGGAAGUUAACAACAAGCAAACAACCAAAGAAAAUAAACAGAAGGUCGCAAGAGCAAGAGAGGUGAACAUUGUGGAGAAAGUGUGCCCGCCUGUCUUUGCUUUAUUCGCGGAUGUGAAAACGUGUUUGUCCUCGUUGGCUGGAUCCUCUAGAGUAAGAUGCCGAGUGAGAUCGCGCCCACUGCAAGCAUGCCGCCCGAGGCGAGUGUCUCUCUGCCGCUCAGGCUCCUGACCAAAGGUCCUGGCUACCUCCGCAGUCAAAUGGAGGGAGACAGGCGGGGACGGCAGAGCGCUGUGGAGAGAUUGGCCGCCGACAAGUCCAAGUACGUGAAGAGCCAGACGGCGAGGGGGUGCAAAGUGGAGCCCAAUGGUUUGGGCAGCUCUGCCUCCGAGGAAGGCAGCAGCAGCGGCAGCGGGGCCAGCAGCAACACGAAGACUUACCUGGCCGCCGGCAGCCCACAGCAAAGCGGGCAGCUGGGGCUCCCAUCUGAAAUUGUGCGUCGCUCCAGCUCCAAGAGGCUGCUCAGGCCCGACUCGCUGGUCAUGUACCGGCAGAAGUGCGAGUUCGUGCGGGGAGCGGCGACCACCAACAGCGCCCGCAGUUUCAAGGGCAGUGGCAACCUAGUCCGGCGGCUGCUGCCCGGCUCUAGCGGCCGGGGCGACAAGCAGCAGGGGCCGGCAACGGGAGCAGCAACGUCGGAAGGGGGAAAAUUGGCAGAGGGUACAGAGGCUGCAGCACCCCACGGUACACAAGUAUCCACACCAGCAGCACUCCAGAGACAAACAGCAGCCUCGCCAGCAGCACGCCGGGGUGCACAAAUAUCCACACCAGCAGCAUCGCCAGCAACACCCCGGGGUUCACAAGUAUCCACACCAGCAGCACUCCGGGGACAAACAGCAGGAUCGCCAGCAACACCCCGGGGUGCACAAGUAUCUACGCCAGCAGCACCCAAGGGUGCAUCGGUAACCACUCCAGCAGCACCCCGGGAAGCAGCAGCAGCCACGCCAGCAGCAUCGCAGGAUACACAGGUAACGACGCCAGCAGCGCCCCGAGAAGCAGCAACAGGUCGCCCCAAGGAGCCGCUCAAGCGGCGGGUUGGUGAAGGCGGAUUGCGGCGCUCGCACUCCGACCUCAGCUGCCGCUUCUCCCGAGCCUGCUCGGGCUUGGACAGUUUCUUCGAGCACUGCGGACUCGAGCCCGAGGUGAUCGAGAACCUGGCCGGGGAGAAGUUUGCCACCGACGCCGCCUUCGAAAGCCUUGCCCUCAAGUUCCGCAGCGUGAGCUGCCCAGACUCGGAGAGCGAGCCGUCCCGGCACAGCAGCAGCGAUAGCGGCAACGAGCCGCUCCGGGGCAAGAACAAGCCCCCGUCCUCUGCCCUCUCGGUCAUCGAGCGCAACGCCAGGGUCAUCCAGUGGCUGUACGGCUGCAAGAGGGCCAAGGAGCCCAAAGGCAAGGCUCCCUCUGUCCUGGUGUAGAACGGCUGAUUCGGGAUGAGGACUUUCUCCUCGAUCCAUCUAUGCAUUGUAAGAUCGGAAGGUGCCUUCGUGCUAAGUAGAGAAGAGGGUGCCCAGAAAACUUGUUGUUGGGGUCCUGUAGCGAAAGCAGCAAGAACUGUGGAGGCCACGGCGCGGAUUUGGGGGCAAACCGGUGAUUGUGGUUAGUGUUUCACGCCCCCAACCACCCCUCUCAUUGCAAGUGAUAAAGACUGUUAAAGCGUAGUCUCCGCUACGCAAUGGGAAAUUAUUUGAAAGAAAUGCCCUAAACACUUUUUGACAUAUACUCUGCUGGGGUGAAUUUCGGGUCUUACGGAGUAAAGAUUCGGGUGACAUUAUGUUGUUAUUUCAUUUUGUUAAUCAGUCUUCUCAAGAAACUAAGCAGGGAGUUGAGUGUGAAUAUUAAAUUAACUUGUCGGCGUUGUCACUUGUCAAGUUUCACUUUCUCCAAGAAAAAUAAACUGGCACACGCCUGUUGGCAAAUACCACUGCGGUGUAAUUCAAGAGUCAAGUUUGAUUGUCAUGUGCACUGUGACCGGAAGAAUAAAAUUCACGGGCCAUUACCUGCUUGAACUGGUUCAGUUACAG